AGGAGGUUGAACCGAGGACGUGAGGUUCCUUGAAAAAGUGGCAUCUGCUUGAGGAAGGCGAGUCUCCUGCAGACCAUCAGCCUCUCUGGACUUUAACCAACCACCGUGUCCGUGACUCACUUUAUCCGGAUUCUAACCUGCUCCCACAGUCUAUACCCAACCAUGAGGACAAACGUAUGGAUUUCCCAAAUUUUGGUCGUUGUUUUGGUGAUUAUUCUGGAUACAGGUUGCUGUAGAAAGCCUCAGUUACAGAAGUACGAAAAGACCGAGAGCCACAUGCUGGUUUGUACCGACUGUCCUCAGACCCCACUGGUACGAAACAACAUCUCACAGGACCAGUGCGCCCGAAGGUGCAAGAAGGUCAAGAAAAACUUCAGCUGCAGAGCUUUCAACUUUCAAAGGCACAACAGGAAAUGCCACUUGCUCCCUUUUGACCGUUUCACCCACGGUGUGCAGAAGCUGGCCAACAUCAACUUCACUUUGUACGAAAAAAAAGAUUAUAUAAGGGAGUGUAUCAUCGGCACCAAGGACAACUACAGAGGGAGGAGAUCUUGGACAAAGUCAAACAUCACUUGCCAAGCUUGGUCUGAUAAUAACAUCAAUGAGCACACGUUUAAUCCAGAAAGGUACCCAACGCAGGACCUGAGGGAGAACUUCUGUCGGAAUCCCAACAACGAUCGUGGUGGUCCUUGGUGCUACACCACUGACCCCAACGUUCGAGCUGAGGAGUGUGGCAUACCACAUUGUUCAGAGGAGGUGUGUAUGAUGUGUAAUGGAGAGGAUUACCGGGGAAAAAUGGACCAUACAGUAAGUGGCAAGGAGUGCCAGAGAUGGGAUUCAGCAAGGCCUCACAAACACCACUUCCAGCCUAAAAAGCAUCGGGAUAAAGACCUAAAGGACAACUACUGCCGUAACCCGGAUAAUCGUCUCCGACCCUGGUGCUACACCAUGGAUCCCAAAACUCCGUGGGAGUACUGUAACAUCACUGUGUGUGAUUCAGACCCCGGUGAGGACACCGGUGUCAACAUAACAACAUCCUGCGUCCAGGGUGAGGGGACAGAUUACAGAGGCACGAUGAAUGUCACUCCAGAAGGUGUGACAUGUCAGCGCUGGGACUCUCAGUUUCCCCAUAACCACUCGUUUCUGCCUCAGAAUUUUAAAUGCAAUAUGUGUGUGUGUUAUAGAGACCUCAGGGAAAACUACUGCCGUAACCCUGAUGGAGCAGAUUACCCAUGGUGCUUCACUACAGACCCUAAUCAGAGGAUAGCCAGGUGCACCCACAUCCCCAGAUGUGAUGCAAAUGCCACACAAGUUAUCGAGUGUUAUGAGGAAAAUGGAGAAUUGUACCGGGGCACUUUAUCUAUAACUCGAUCUGGGAUUCCCUGUGCAGACUGGUCGCAUCACAUAAACAGUGAGGAUUCUCACUCUACAGUAUCCCAUGUAGGGCUGGACAAGAACUACUGCCGGAACCCAGACCGGGACAAGCAUGGCCCCUGGUGUUACACCAGUCCAAAUAACCGUUUGACCUGGGACUACUGCAAACUGAAGCACUGCGAAUCAACAACAAUGGCUCCUCAACCAAACACUCUAACCAGGCCUAAGAUAUCAUGCUUUGUGCAUAUAAACACCAGAAUAGUUGGAGGACAUAAAGUACGAGGUACAGAUGGCAGCUGGGUUGUAAGCAUCCAAAGGGAGAAGGUUCAUUUGUGUGGCGGCUCACUGAUUAGAGAAGACUGGGUUUUGACGGACCAGCAGUGCUUCACGUCCUGUGUUCCAGAUCUCAAGGAUUACAGCGUGCAGGUCGGUCUGCGUCACCUCAACGAGUCUUCAAGCCGUGCGACACUGCGCAUCUCUCGCCUGAUCUGCGGCCCAGAGGGAUCCAAUCUGGUUAUGUUGAAACUCGAAGACCCCGCCCCCGUGUCGGAGGGUGCUUCCACCAUUCAUCUUCCGGUAAAAGAGUGUCACAUUGCCGAAGGCACCAACUGCACCAUGUAUGGAUGGGGGGAAACUAAAAAUACAGGACAUGAUGAAGCACUAAAUAAAGUAACCAUGCCCAUGGUCAACAAUGAAAUAUGCUUACAAAUCAAAGGGGAUGCUGGGGAAAGCAGAAUAUGUGCUGGUGGAAACAUAGGAGAAGGAGUAUGUGAUAGAGACUAUGGUGGUCCAUUGGUUUGCCAGGAGCAUGAACGCAAAGUUAUCAUCGGUGUGAGCAUUCAAAGGACCAAAUGUGCCUCAUCGCAGCCCGCGCUUUUUGUUAACGUUGCUUACUACUCGGAGUGGAUUUACAAAGUGUUCAAACUUUACCCCAGUGUGGAGAGGAACUGAUGCUUUGGCGUGAAGAGAAAUCUCAGAGUGGAGUCUGAGAAAACAAGACUUUUUCAAUGUGAAGGAGCAACAAGGAAAAAAGGACCCUAUGGAGAGUGGUCGACAUGGUAUUUUGAGACUUGGAACUGGAGACUGGAUGUACCAAAUGGGAUCUCACCACUUUACAAAUGAGCAGAACUUGGUACUAUUUUUACAGCCAAAGUCUUGGGCACAUGGAUGGUGCACUAAUUUUUAUCUUGACAUCUUCAUAAUUUUUGAAGCCAUGUAAACAAAGAAGAUGAGAGAGACACUUAUGACUUAUAUCCUGGAAUCUACUUGAACCCAGCUUCAUGGCGGUUACCAGUUAAGGUAGCCCUCUUUGAACGGGAUUUCCUUUCUACUUGUUUUUUUUUAUGUUACUUUGGACCACAAAAUGUGCCUUUUUUUUUUAUCUUGGACUAAAGGAAAUGGCUCCUUUGUGUCAGCAAAUGUACUUGUUUCGUUUUAGGAUACUUCACAAAUACCACAGUUAAAAUAAUCCAGUAAAAAACUUAAAUAUAGGCAUUAAAUUGUCAUUCAACUCCCCCUUAUGAAAAAAAGUGAAGGCAAUCAGUCUGUAAAGCCACGUCUAAGUCCAGCACAGGUUUAAACUUGGCUUCAGACUCAACACUCAGCUAAUGGGUAGAAUACACACCAGUAGCAGCCUCUGCAAGCCUUACAGAGCUAAUUAUGUGCAGUAGCUGAACUACCUUUUCCCCAGUUAGCUGUAACUGUUAGUUUCCCCGUGAGAGGGUCUAAGUAGGGCUGAGCAAACUGCUCCAAAUCUUAUGCUAAUAUUUGUAGCAUGAGAGAGAGAAGAGCCAUGCCAAAUAUAACAUGGCUAUUUGGUCUCCAGUUUGGAGGGAACUGUGGCCCCUGGUGGGCUGUGUGUGGUCAGUAGAAUAUUUGAUACUUUUUUUGUUUCAUGGAAAGUGACUUUGUAUGUACAAACCUGCAGGUUUAUUAUGUUUCUGCCGUGCUGUAAGAUUUUAUAGGUCUUAUAGAUCUGGAGUAUUUUGGGUUCACUCAGUAAUGUCAGAUUGGCUUCUUUGUGCUUCUGAAUGUGUUAAAUAUUUAAGGAGAUUGCUAGCUUAUAGAAAUGUGUAUUUAUUUUAAUGAAUUAGCUAAUUGGUUUAAAAAAAAAGAAUCCGUAAUUUGAUGGGAUUUUACACUGUAGUGUUUUUUUUUUUUUUGUUUGUUUGUUUGUUUGUUUUAACCUGAGAAUAUAAAAUCCUAUUUCCAAAGAAAUGUAAUACUUUGCAAUCCCCCUCAGAUUAUAUCAAAGUACAAAGACAACUUAUCAAAUGCUGAUACUGAGAAACGAUAUUCUUUUAGAAAUACACAGUUUGAAUUUGAUACCAAACAUGUUUUCGUACUAUAACGCAUCAUCAGAUGUCGACCGGUAAACUGUUGCUCCAUUUCGUUCAAGCUCUGAGUCUGCAACUUCCAAACAGAAUUUCCAACUGGGAUCAUAUUUCCAGUUUUUAACACAUAAUGCAUUUUUAGAUCUCCUAUAUGUAUGUCUUAGGUUUUAGAGCUUUAACUCGCAUUAGUAAAGAAUACUGUCUGUUUUUAAUGCAGCACUCCCUCCAACAUCCGUUCCCUGAAGGAUUCAGCCUCUCUGGGAUGCUCAUAUUCUACCGGUUGUGGUACAAAUCUGUUCUCAGCUGACCUGAUGAUGCUUAUGUUAGAUGUUUUAAAGUAGGUGAGCCCCUGCUACAGUUUUUUUUUUUGUUUGUUUGUUUUUUUUGUAACAUCUCACAGGGAUAAAAUCACUCAGUUUCAACAUUUGUUGUUAUCUUUUACAGUUAACAAUACAAAGUACAGCAUGUCUCAUAUGGCCAAACCUCUUAAAUAAGGCCUUCUAGAUCUGGUUGUAGGAUUGUUAGGUGGUCUUUAUAAAUUCCUUUUAGGCAUGUGAGUGGUUGGUUGUUUCUGUGUUGGCACUGCAAUGAACUGGCAACCUUUCCAGGGUGUACCCUGCCUCUUGCCUAGUUACUGGGACAGGCCCUCUGCAACCCUGCAUUGGAAUAAGCAGGUAGGAUGGAUGGAUGGAUGGUGUUAACAAGAAGGAAUCAACCAAAUGAUGUUAUCGUUUUUACUGGAUUGGAUUUAUUUUAAUACAUAACGAUCCAUUAUUCUGUUGUAGCCACAUUUGUAUUAUUACUUAUUACUAAUUAGCCUCAGAAAAUACAAAAAUCUGAUUUUUGAUUAACGCAUGAAAUCCCAAUUCUCAAGUUUAGGUGAACUGCUAUAAAUAUCUGUUGAAGUGGAGAAACAAAGAAACACGUUUAACACAGUGGGUUAACAGUAGUUAAUUGUUAGAGCAACCUUUACAAUAAGAGCAACUUAUUAUAUGAAAGCAAACCUCAAAUAGUCUUGCACAGUUCACGACUAACGUGAUGUCAGUUAUAAUUACGGAAGCUUCAUCAAAGGCUGAUCUGUGAAACCAAAUGCCGAAUAUUCUCAGUUAUGUGGCAGAUUAUAUCCGUUUUGUUUUGUUUGUAAAGUUUCUUGUUAACCAUGCUCUGAAGAUGUUGUGACUGUUAUUUAAUGAACCUUUCUGUAAAUAGCCUGUAAAUUCAAGUUGUAAAUUUUGUAUAAAUACUUUUAAAUAUACAGCUGCUAUUUUGUGUUAGCGACAUUUUUUUGUAUUAAUGACCUGAAUUUUGUAUCCUUUGUAUUAUUCCUGUUUUAAUAAACAACUUUAUACUGA
Molecule: messenger RNA, 5059 nt
Organism: Melanotaenia boesemani (Boeseman's rainbowfish)
Lineage: Eukaryota; Metazoa; Chordata; Actinopteri; Atheriniformes; Melanotaeniidae
Gene: hgfa
Product: hepatocyte growth factor a
Exons: 18
Coding region: 163-2325 (720 amino acids)
Biological process (GO): proteolysis
Molecular function (GO): serine-type endopeptidase activity
Source: RefSeq, a predicted model, not a curated record